This is a messenger RNA of Fukomys damarensis (Damara mole-rat), 2005 nucleotides long. It is a transcript of the gene Negr1, whose product is annotated as neuronal growth regulator 1. Lineage: Eukaryota; Metazoa; Chordata; Mammalia; Rodentia; Bathyergidae. The transcript has 7 exons. The record is from RefSeq and is a predicted model, not a curated record. The coding region runs from base 115 to 1179 and encodes 354 amino acids. Gene Ontology annotation, cellular component: neuron projection.
AAAAAAAGAAAAAGCGAAGGAAAAUCCAGCGGCGCGCCUGCCUGGCUCCCGGGAAGACGCGGCGGCUCCAGGGGCGGGGGCGCGAGCCGAGAGCGGGAGAGUGAGCGGCGCAGGAUGGACGUGAUGCUCUUGGUCCAAGGUGCCUGCUGCUCGAACCAGUGGCUGGCGGCCGUGCUGCUCAGCCUGUGCUGCCUGCUGCCCUCCUGCCUCCCGGCCGGACAGAGCGUGGACUUCCCCUGGGCGUCGGUGGACAACAUGCUGGUCCGGAAAGGGGACACGGCGGUGCUCAGGUGUUAUUUGGAAGAUGGAGCUUCAAAGGGUGCCUGGCUGAACCGGUCAAGUAUUAUAUUUGCUGGAGGUGACAAGUGGUCAGUGGAUCCUCGCGUUUCAAUUUCAACGCUGAAUAAGAGAGAUUACAGCCUGCAGAUACAGAAUGUGGAUGUAACAGAUGACGGCCCAUACACCUGUUCUGUGCAGACUCAGCAUACGCCCAGGACGAUGCAGGUGCACCUUACUGUGCAAGUUCCUCCGAAGAUAUACGACAUCUCCAGCGACAUGACCAUCAACGAAGGAACCAAUGUGACCCUUACUUGUCUGGCCACCGGGAAGCCAGAGCCAUCCAUUUCUUGGCGACACAUCUCCCCGUCAGCAAAACCAUUUGACAGUGGACAAUAUUUGGACAUUUACGCAAUUACAAGGGACCAGGCUGGGGAAUAUGAAUGCAGUGCAGAAAAUGAUGUGUCCUUCCCAGACGUGAAGAAAGUAAAAAUCAUCGUGAACUUUGCUCCUACGAUUCAGGAAAUUAAAUCUGGCACUGUGACGCCCGGACGCAGUGGACUGAUAAGAUGCGAAGGUGCAGGUGUGCCGCCUCCGGCCUUCGAAUGGUACAAAGGAGAGAAAAAGCUCUUCAAUGGCCAACAAGGAAUUAUUAUUCAAAAUUUUAGCACAAGAUCCAUUCUCACUGUUACCAAUGUGACACAGGAGCAUUUCGGCAAUUAUACGUGUGUGGCCGCCAACAAGCUGGGCACGACCAACGCGAGCCUCCCUCUUAACCCUCCAAGUACAGCCCAGUAUGGAAUUACCGGGAGCGCUGAUGUUCUUUUCUCCUGCUGGUACCUUGUGUUGACACUGUCCUCUUUCACCAGCAUAUUCUACCUGAAGAAUACCAUUCUACAAUAAAUUUAAAGACCCGUAAAAGGCUUUUAAGGAUUCUCUGAAAGUGCUGAUGGCUGGAUCCAAUCUGGUACAGUUUGUUAAAAGCAGCGUGGGAUAUAAUCAGCAGUGCUUACGUGGGGUUGAUCGCCUUCUGUAGAAUUGCUCAUUAUGUAAAUACUUUAAUUCUACUCUUUUUUUGAUUAGCUACAUUACCUUGUGAAGCAGUACACAUUGUCCUUUUUUUUAAGAUGUGAAAGCUCUGAAAUUACUUUUAGAGGAUAUUAAUUGUGAUUUCAUGUUUGUAAUCUACAACUUUUCAAAAGCAUUCAGUCAUGGUCUGCUAGGUUGCAGGCUGUAGUUUACAAAAACGAAUAUUGCAGUGAAUAUGUGAUUCUUUAAGGCUGCAAUACAAGCAUUUUGUUCCCUGUUUUAAUAAGAGUCAAUCCACAUUCACAAAGAUGCAUUUCUUUCUUUUUUGAUAAAAAGCAAAUAAUAUUGCCUUCAGAUCAUUUCUUCAAGAUAUAACAUAUCUAGAUUUUUCUGCUCGCAUGAUAUUCAGGUUUCAGGAAUGAGCCUUGUAAUAUAACUGGCUGUGCAGCUUCUCUUUCCUGUCAGUUCAGCAUGGGUGUGCCUUCAUAAAAUAAUAUUUUUCUCUUUCUCUCCAACUCAUACAAAACAUUUUGCUAAAUCUUACAAUUUGGAAGCAAAACUAAAUGGUAACGAUAGAGUUAAACACAACCCUAUCUCUAAAAAGCUACUGAACUAUUCCUUUGUUAACUGGUGGGGUUAGAGAAUUUUGCCCCAGAAUAACUCAAUUUUUGUGAUGAAAAGUAAUUAACAACAUAGUAAA